AUGCUGUUGAGCAAUUUCCAAAGUUCUGACAAUAAACGUAUGAUCGAUCACCUUAGCAAUCCCAGUCUCAACCAGGUAGCGAUUAGACGCCUGCCUCUGGUGUCAUGGUUAUCCAUCCCCCCCCUGAUAUGGGCGUUGUCAUCGGUGAAUGACAUAUUGCGUCAGUUGACUAACAAACUCUUUCAACAUAAACAUAUCAAUCAUUCAUCUGUAUAUUCCUUGAGCGAUUUCGAUGCAAACAAUGACCACCGGAUUAUGAUGAACACUUAA
Messenger RNA from Babesia bigemina, 270 nucleotides. RefSeq lists its product as hypothetical. The record is from RefSeq and is a predicted model, not a curated record. NCBI's taxonomy places the organism in Eukaryota, Apicomplexa, Aconoidasida, Piroplasmida, Babesiidae. Bases 1 to 270 code for a protein of 89 amino acids. The transcript has 2 exons.